AGGAGGAGUUUCGUGGUUUCGUGUGUCGCGUCUGGUCUCAAAACAGGACGGAGACAGCGCUGUGUAACUGUAUUUCCCUUUCCACUCGUGGUUAUUUUGUGUUGUUCUCAACAAAUAUGAGCCAAAGUAGCACUGCAGCGGGACGACCAGCGGUUCAAGAUAAGGUCGACAUGUCGUUGGAUGACAUCAUUCGGCUGAACAGAAGGGAGCAACAGCUGAGAAGGAAACAGACCACCGUGAGCCGCAGACCAGUUAAGAAGAAAAAACAGCUGCUGCAGAGAAAAGGACUUUCAGCUCGGGCUGCUGGACCAGUCCAGAGAGGAGGUGGCACACACUGGGGAGGAGCACCUAAAUUAAGAAACCGAAGGAUCCCGCCCCUGCUGGGUCUGCGGCGGGGUCAGGGGGUUAUCACAGGGCUGGCAGCCAGGAGGCCAGCUGCCCUGCUCAAACGUGUCAGCACACUCAACAGAGCAGCAAUAAACCAGAAAACAAGACAAAAACCAAGGCCUUUCAUUCAAAGCGCCGAAGCCCCGUACAGGAAGCCGGAGUUUCAGAGGCGGCAGUACGGGCAGCCUGAUCCACAGAGAGUCCAGAAUCAAACACCAGUCAGGAGGCCUUUUCAGCUGCGACGGGGACCACUGCCUCCCAUCCAGCAGACUCGACGGGACACGCGUCAGGCCACAUUUCUUUUCCGCAGGGGACUUAAGGUACAAGCGCAGGUGCAAAAGCCAGUCGCUCUCUCUCCUCCAGUCAGAACUCGCCAAUGGCGCACAUCGACAGCCAGCAGUGGAAUCUUGACUGUUUCAAUUGACAACCCCAUGGCCAGGACUCAGCCUGAGCCUCCGUCUGCCUGGACACUUCACCCCCCUGCUGUCAGCUCUGCUCCUGUCAAGGUGGAAACAGUGGAGAAGAAAAUCCCAAAAGGAGUUCCUCUGCAGUUUGACAUUAACAGUGUAGGAAAACCUCAAACAUCGAUGACUUUGAACGAGCGGUUCCGCAUCCUCAAAGAUCGCCGCACCACCAUGGCACAAAACGGUAAAGGCAGCCGCUUUGUUACCGUGGGUUAGCGGGCGAAAAGACUUUGCGUGUACUGGGAGGUCCUUUGUCCCGUUCAGACACACACACAGCAGCACCUUUCUGACGGAUGGGCGUGGUGCAGAUGUUCAUGUUUUUAACUGAACAGAGCACAAGCCUGGGGUCAAACGAGCCGAUGAACUCAAAUGUGCAAGUGUCAAAAGAGCAGUUGGUUUAAAUUUAGUUCCCAUUUAUUGUCUCGAUCAUUGUAUGCAGUUUGUUUUGUGGAUGUCCUACACUGGGACAGAAAGAGAUUUUGUCUCCCUCUGGGCUUGAAACUGUUGACACCACACGAAGAAGACCGUUUUGUUUUGUUUUUCCUUUUCAGAGUACUGCUGUGUAUUUGCUUGAGUGGCACGUAUGUUCUCAGAAUCUUUUUUUGAGAAUUGUUUUGUAAUGUUUCUUUAAAUAAAAGCGUUUCACUGUAAAAAGACGA
This is a messenger RNA of Solea solea (common sole), 1510 nucleotides long. Its product is annotated as UAP56-interacting factor-like. The transcript is spliced from 9 exons. NCBI's taxonomy places the organism in Eukaryota, Metazoa, Chordata, Actinopteri, Pleuronectiformes, Soleidae. The record is from RefSeq and is a predicted model, not a curated record. Gene Ontology annotation, biological process: mRNA export from nucleus. The coding region runs from base 117 to 1067 and encodes 316 amino acids. Gene Ontology annotation, molecular function: mRNA binding.